Molecule: messenger RNA, 1869 nt
Organism: Quercus lobata
Lineage: Eukaryota; Viridiplantae; Streptophyta; Magnoliopsida; Fagales; Fagaceae
Exons: 3
Coding region: 1-1869 (622 amino acids)
Molecular function (GO): protein binding
Source: RefSeq, a predicted model, not a curated record
AUGUUGUCGUUCUUUGGAUUCUCCGAUAUGUCAAGGGCACACUUUAUCAUGGACUCCACUACUUCUCUCGAGCUUCAUGCUUAUUCAGAUGCAGACUGGGCAGGUGAUACGACUGAUCGAUGCUCUAUCACAGGUUUCUAUUUCCUGUUGGGUACUUCUCUUGUCUCAUGGCGUAGUAAGAAGCAGGAUGUGGUUUCCUGUUCCAGUACUGAGGCUAAGUAUCGUGCCCUUGCCGACACCACCUGCAAGCUUCCAGAAUUCCCAUCCUCUCUGCCCAUUUACCGCCAAAAUCAAGAAGAAAGAAUGACCGGCAAGAAGAAACGCUCCUCUGCCCCGCUCCCCCCACCCUCUUCCUCCGAACCCGAACCCGCCUCGUCCUCUUCCUCUUCCUCUUCUCCACUGUCCAAUGAAUGCAAUCGAGUUUUCGGAAUUCUUCAUAAUGGGACCUACAGCGAAGCACUGGAAGCCGCUAAGUCCCUAGUCUCCCGCCACCCUGACUCCGCCCUUGCCAACGCCCUCAUCGCCCUCGUCCAUAAGGAUAUCGCGAUAUCAAUCAGCGACACAUCCAGUGUCGUCAUAAGACACGAACACAUUGUCUCCGCCCUCUACUUCAGCAAUGCAGCCCUGGUGCUUUCCCCGGAUUCCAUCUCUUUCCCAAUGUUGCGUGCUGUGGUGCUGUUAACCAAUGAGCAAUAUGAUUCCGCCAUCCAAGAAUGCGAGUCGGCUUUGUCCAUCAAGAAUCCAUUGGACCCCAUGCAAGAUAACUUGGGCAUCGUCCAAUACACUCCCCUAGAUUCAACCCUGGAGUCUCGAGUUGGGAAAGUGAGAACGAAACUCAGGGAGCUAAUAGCGAAAGCCAAGAAGUACAAGUUCAAGAAGCUCGUGGAGGACAAUUCACUUGCAUUUCGAGCUUUACAAGCGAUAAAGGUAGAGAUAAACACAAGACUUGAAAAUGUGUGGCAGCGUUUAGUGGAACUGCCAUCACCGUCUACUUCAAGAAAACUACUCAAGAAAGUCUUGUUGAAUGUGGACGCUAUAACACGAGCCAGGGCUUAUUGGAACAACGAGAUGAGCUUGGAGGCGAAGAAGGAAUUGUUGAGUGUCAGUGUCGAUGUGAAUUUCGAUAAGAAUAAAUCGAUGGGGGUGAAGGCAAAAGAGGUGUUGGCAGAGGCUGUGGAGUAUGCGAAGGAGACGAAGAAUUGGAAGUUUUCGACGUGUUGUUGUUGUGGCGAGAGGUUUUUUGAUGAAGAAUUGAAUAUGGAGCAUAUAAAGAUUGACCAUUUAGGGACUUUGUCCGAGGAGUUACAGUCUGUUGUGCCAAGAAUUUUACUGAAGUCAGAAAUUGAAAUCUGCGAUUGGAAGCCAGUGGACGUGGACGCUGCUGUGAAAUUGAUCGAAGAUUUGUCAAGAAAUGAGUCUGGAGAUCAAGGCCAAGAUAAAGGCAAGUCACAAGAUUUGACGUUGGAGAACUGGCCUUAUUGCAACGAUACCAACCGCGAGGAGAUGAUCAAGAGAAUUUGGACGAUUUUACAAGUGUUAAUAGGGGUCAAAUGUUUUGCUCCGAGUCAUCUCUAUAUGCUGCUGGACUUAAUAUUGGAAAUGCUGAAGAAUCGAAUCCCCGAAACACUGCUUAAGCAGCAUUGGAUGAAUAGGACGCUGGUCUCAGUGUUGUUUCUCGAUGAACCAGAGCUUAAAAGCGUCCGUGAAUUCAUCGAGGAAGAGCUUGAGAUUUCUUGUGGAUUAGGUGAUGUCUACUCUAGUUUCACGAUGGACAAUGCUAUGGAUGAUCUUACUAUUAGUCAUGAGAGGAUAAUUUUUAGCAAUGACUUGUCUCAUCUAAUUCUGCUGCUUGAUGAAACAAGAAUAUAG